Hippopotamus amphibius kiboko is the source of this 3229-nucleotide messenger RNA. It is a transcript of the gene SGSM3, whose product is annotated as small G protein signaling modulator 3. Lineage: Eukaryota; Metazoa; Chordata; Mammalia; Artiodactyla; Hippopotamidae. Gene Ontology annotation, molecular function: protein binding. The record is from RefSeq and is a predicted model, not a curated record. Bases 315 to 2645 code for a protein of 776 amino acids. The transcript is spliced from 23 exons.
CCCGGCGCGCGUGCGCGCUGGCGCCGCCGAGCGCUGACAGGGGCCGAGCCGCGAGCCCGACCAGGGCUGGCACCGAGGUGGCGGCGGCGGCGGCGGCGGGGCAGAAUUCCCAGCAGCAGACAGCACAGAGGAGACGAGGUCAACAGCUGUCACCUCUGAGCUCUCAUCACCUGAAAAAUGGCAAAAGGAAGUCUAGGUCUAGGGCAGAUGUUUCUGGACCAGAUGAAGCUUGAGGAGCCUUCCAGCUUUAAGAUAUUAGGAUAGGAAAUUCCCAAGUCUGGAUCUGCAGAAGACUUGCCUGUCCUCUCCGCACCAUGUCAGGAAGCCACAUACCUUCUGCCAGCGGCCCCUUCUCAGCCCUGACUCCAAGCAUGUGGCCCCAGGAGAUCCUGGCCAAGUACACGCAGAAGGAAGAGGCAGUGGAGCAACCAGAGUUCUACGACGAGUUUGGGUUCCGCAUGGACAAGGAAGAUGCAGAAGGUGCCCCCUGCCCGGGCCAGCUGCUGGAGGACCCCCCGCAGAGGCUGCGCUGGCAGGCCCACCUGGAGUUCACCCACAACCACGACGUGGGGGACCUCACCUGGGACAAGAUUGCUGUCUCCCUGCCGCGCUCAGAGAAGCUCCGCUCCCUGGUGCUGGCCGGCGUCCCCCACAGCAUGAGGCCGCAGCUGUGGAUGCGGCUCUCCGGGGCCCUGCAGAAGAAGAGGAACUCCGAGCUGUCCUACCGAGAGAUCGUGAAGAACAGCUCCAACGACGAGACCAUUGCUGCCAAGCAGAUUGAGAAGGACCUGCUCCGCACCAUGCCCGGCAACGCCUGCUUCGCACACGUGAGCAGCGUGGGGGUGCCGCGCCUGCGCCGGGUGCUCCGCGCGCUGGCCUGGCUCUACCCAGAGAUCGGCUACUGCCAGGGCACCGGCAUGGUGGCUGCCUGCCUCCUGCUGUUCCUGGAGGAGGAGGACGCCUUCUGGAUGAUGUGCACCAUCAUCGAGGACCUGCUCCCUGCCUCCUACUUCAGCACCACCCUGCUGGGCGUGCAGACGGACCAGCGGGUCCUGCGCCACCUCAUCGUCCAGUACCUGCCUCGCUUGGACAAGCUGCUCCAGGAGCAUGACAUUGAGCUGUCCCUCAUCACGCUGCACUGGUUCCUCACGGCCUUCGCCAGCGUGGUGCACAUCAGGCUGCUGCUGCGCCUCUGGGACCUGUUCUUCUACGAGGGCUCCCUGGUGCUGUUCCAGACCACGCUGGGCAUGCUGCGCCUGAAGGAGGAGGAGCUGAUCCAGUCGGAGAACUCGGCUUCCAUCUUCAACACGCUGUCGGACAUACCGUCGCAGAUGGAGGACGCAGACCUGCUGCUGGGGGAGGCCAUGCGGCUGGCGGGCUCCCUCACUGACGUGGCUAUGGAGACCCAGCGCCGCAAGCACCUGGCCUACCUCCUGGCCGACCAGGGCCAGCUCCUGGGCACCGGCACCACCGCCAACCUCUCUCAGGUCGUCCGCCGCAGGACUCAGCGGAGGAGGUCUGGCAUCACAUCGCUGCUCUUUGGGGACGAUGACUUGGAGGCGCUCAAAGCCAAGAACAUCAAGCAGACGGAGCUGGUGGCCGACCUGCGGGAAGCCAUCCUACGCGUGGCGCGCCACUUCCAGUGCACGGACCCCAAGAACUGCGGUGUGGAGCUGACCCCGGACUACAGCAUGGAGAGCCACCAGCGGGACCACGAGAACUACGUGGCGUGCUCACGCGGCCACCCGCGCCGGGCCAAGGCCCUGCUGGACUUCGAGCGCCACGACGACGACGAGCUGGGCUUCCGCAAGAACGACAUCAUCACGAUCGUCUCCCAGAAGGACGAGCACUGCUGGGUGGGGGAACUGAACGGCCUGAGAGGCUGGUUUCCAGCCAAGUUUGUGGAAGUCCUGGAUGAGCGGAGCAAGGAGUACUCCAUCGCGGGGGACGAUGCUGUGACGGAGGGGGUCACGGACCUCGUGCGAGGGACCCUCUGCCCAGCCCUUAAGGCCCUGUUUGAGCACGGACUGAAGAAGCCUUCCCUGCUUGGGGGUGCCUGCCACCCUUGGCUAUUUAUCGAGGAGGCAGCCGGCCGGGAGGUUGAGAGAGACUUCGACUCGGUGUAUUCGCGCCUAGUGCUGUGUAGGACGUACAGGUUGGAUGAAGAUGGCAAAGUCCUGACCCCAGAGGAGCUGCUCUACCGGGCUGUGCAGUCCGUUAACGUGACCCAUGACGCCGCACACGCACAAAUGGACGUCAAGCUCCGCUCCCUCAUCUGUGUGGGGCUCAACGAGCAGGUCCUGCACCUGUGGCUGGAGGUGCUCUGCUCCAGCCUGCCAACGGUGGAGAAGUGGUACCAGCCCUGGUCCUUCUUGCGCAGCCCCGGCUGGGUCCAGAUCAAGUGCGAGCUGCGCGUCCUCUGCUGUUUCGCCUUUAGCCUCUCUCAGGACUGGGAACUUCCUGCAAAAAGAGAGGAGGGCUGUCCCUGUGCAGGAGGAGAAGAAGCCCCUGAAGGAGGGCGUCCAGGACAUGUUGGUGAAGCACCACCUUUUCAGCUGGGACAUAGACGGGUGACGCGCCUCCUCCAGGAACGCCGUCACACCCAGGCCUCCCCGGACCCCUCAGCUAUCAGGCCCCUUCCUUAAGAAGAGGACAGCCCACCCUGGCCAGCCCUAAGCUUCAAGGUCGAAGGGAGGACACACUUGGGAGCUCUGAGUGGGCACUGUGGUAUGGAGUCCGGGGACACCACCCUGGGCGCCCAGAGAGGUGGUGGUGGGUGGCAGGAGCAGAAGGUGGGGCCCGGCUCAGCCUGUGCCUCUCAGUGCCUGGGGGAGGGCUCUGCCCUGCCAGGGUCUUUACAGAGGCCCCGGGCCCCAGCUCCACUGUGCCGACCAGAAACCUUGUGGGGAGGUGCAGAGCCACCUCCGUUCCGUCAAGUUUUGCUCAGGAAGAGGGUGGCGGUGGCUGAAGGCUCCUUGGCCUCUUUGAUUUAUAAAUAAACUGUCUUUGAGAAAGCAGCUCCCCCACCUUCUGUCCAGCCAGGGCUGCAGCGCUGCGUGUCCAGAGUUCUGCUCUUUCUGGAAUGGUCCAGAACACACAGCCAGGGCUGGGAGGUGGGGGUCAGGGUCACAGCAUGGCACCCAGAUGCUAGGACACCUAGGACCCAGCCAUACCACCCACCUCUCCCAUGGAUUGAACGAGAUGGGACUAAGUGGUGUUUUUGUUUUUA